Molecule: messenger RNA, 1368 nt
Organism: Symsagittifera roscoffensis
Lineage: Eukaryota; Metazoa; Xenacoelomorpha; Acoela; Convolutidae
Product: ubiA prenyltransferase domain-containing protein 1-like
Exons: 4
Coding region: 222-1124 (300 amino acids)
Biological process (GO): menaquinone biosynthetic process; vitamin K biosynthetic process
Cellular component (GO): Golgi membrane; endoplasmic reticulum
Molecular function (GO): prenyltransferase activity
Source: RefSeq, a predicted model, not a curated record
AUGAUUUUAUCAUUAAGGAGACCAUUUCAAAAGCGUUUCAGAAGACUAUUUCGUGGUACCGGUGGAAGUCGAUGAGCAGCUAUUUCUAUCUUCACUAGUGGUUCCUUGUCUUCAUUCUUGUUUAUAAGAUGCUGAUAUUUUUUUUUCAGAUACGUAAAUUGAUUUGCUUGACUUGAUUAAUUGAUUUUUUUUGGCGACAACUGCUGUUUAAUUGUGCUGUGAUGCACAUGUAUCUCAAGGCUUUAAGAGCGUGGUCUCUCACUGCUUCUGGGCUGCCUGUUCUGCUGGGAAAUGUCUUGGCGUACAGGGACAUGUCAGUUCAACCGGCGGGAACAGAUGACAGCAGUCGACCAAGUGUGUUGAUUCUGGUGCUCACUCUAAUCUGUGUCUCCUUUGUGCACAUGGCCGGAAAUCUGAUCAACACCUACUACGACUACAAGUACGGAGUGGAUCAGCACAAACAGGCGGAUGACAGGACUCUAGUGGACCACUUUCUCCAACCAUCUGAAGUGUCCACGCUCUGUCUCCUCUUCUAUUCAAUCAGUUUGGUCUCCUUUCUGGCAGUGGCGCUUCUAUCAUCUCUACGUCUGGAGUACUCGGCCUUCCUCUUCUUUGUAGGCCUCAGUGGUUCCUUUCUCUACACUGGCGGUAUGGGCUUCAAGUACUAUGCCUUGGGUGAUAUCCUGGUGCUGGCUCUGUUCGGACCAAUGGCAGUCACUUUCUCUUAUAUGUUGCAGACUGGAACAUUUGCAAUCAAAACUGCUCUUUUCGCCGCCCCUCUUGCCUUCGGAACCGAGGCAAUUUUGCACUGCAACAACACUCGUGAUAUAGAAACAGACAGACGUGCAGGCAUCCGGACCAUAGCCAUAGUACUGGGCAGAGAGUGGUCAUACGUCCUCUUCUGCUUCCUCCUCUUCACCCCAUACAUCAUCCUGUCAUGUCCCGCAUGCAAAAUAUCCAUGCUCAUAUUCCUGCCCUAUGUUACCAUUAAUGAGGCGUUUGCGAUUGAGUUGAAGUUCAGAACUCAACAGUUGGACAGACUUCCGGAGAGAAUCAAAAUGUUGACUUUGAAGUUUGGACUGCUUUAUGUGUCUAGUAUUCUGAUAUCGUUUUGGAUUCAUUGAAUUAGUCGGCUGUCGAAGAAAUGGAUAAUGGAAAAGCAGUUUGUUGUUGAUUAUCAUCGGAAAAUUGGCCAAUCAAACUAGCUGAAAGCAAACCUCGAGCCAGGAUGUGAUAUGUUGAUGGUGAAAGUUGAAAGGUUAUCUCAAAAAGAAACUGAUCUGAACUUAUAAAAUUUUUACUGACUGGUAUUUAAAAAGUUUACAAAAAUUGUUGCCAUACAUUAAAGGAAAUAAUUAAACUCUUGGA